GUAGUCGUGGCGACCAAGCAACGCGAGUCAACAACAACAACCGCCCUGCCGACCCCCAUCCCCACACCCCCGGCCCGGCCCGGGGACUCCGGCACGUUCUGUCCCCCUCCCAGCAUCGCUUCCGAGACCUCUGAAAAGCCCGUUCGCGGACAGAAGUGGGGAGAAGCCGAGGAAGCAAAAAAAAAAGCCUUAUUUAUUAUCAUUUUCCCCACUGUUGGCAUGGCAACACAGGCGUACGUUACUGAGCUACAGGCAGCCCCACAGCCAUCCCAACCACCACAGGCCCAGCCCCAGCCGCCACCGCCACCACCGGCAGCGCCCCAGCCCCCCCAGCCGCCUGCCACCCCCCAGCCCCAGUAUGUCACGGAGCUGCAGAGCACUCAGCCCCAGGCGCAGCCACCAGGCAGCCAAAAGCAGUAUGUGACAGACCUCCCGGCCACCCCCACACCCUCGCAGCCGGCCGGCGCACCCACUCCAUCCCCAGGAUCCCAGCAGUACAUCGUGGUCACCGUGUCUGAAGGUACCAUGCGGGCCAGCGAGACUGUGUCAGAGGCCAGCCCGGGCUCCACCACCAGCCAGACUGGAGUCCCCACUCAGGUGGUUCAGCAGGUGCAGGCCACCCAGCAGCAGCUGCUGGUCCAAACAAGUGUGCAAGCCAAGCCAGGACAUGUGUCACCCCUCCAGCUCACCAGCAUCCCCCUGCCCCAGCAGGCUCUCCCCACACAGCGGCUGGUGGUGCAGAGCGCAGCCCCAGGUGGCAAGGGGGGCCAGGUCUCCCUGGCAGUGCACAGUACCCAGCAGGUGCACACACCCCCUGAGCGGUCGCCGGUGCAGGCCAAUAGCUCCUCCAGCAAGACGGCUGGGGCCCCCGCGGGAACGGUGCCACAGCAGCUACAGGUCCACAGUGUCCAGCGGAGUGUCCCCGUCACCCCAGAGAGGUCUGUGGUCCAGGCCACUCCACAAGCUCCCAAAACUGGCCCCGUGCAGCAGCUGGCGGUGCAGGGACUCCAGCCAGUCCACGUGGCUCAAGAGGUGCAGCAGCUCCAGCAGGUGCCUGUCCCACAUGUGUACUCCAGCCAAGUGCAGUAUGUGGAGGGCGGCGACUCUAGCUACUCUGCCAGUGCCAUCCGCUCCAGCACCUAUCCCUACCCUGAGACGCCGCUGUACCCACAGACAGCGGGCACCAGCUACUACGAGGCAGCGGGCGCGGCCGCCCAGGUCAGCACACCUGCCACCUCCCAGGCGGUGGCCAGCAGUGGCUCCGUGCCCAUGUAUGUGUCCGGCAGCCAGGUUGUCGCCAGCUCCACCAGCAGCGGGUCUGGGACCAGCAACAGCAGUGGCAGUGGCGGCGGGGGCGGGGGUGGUGGGGGCGGCGGAGCAGGCACCUACGUGAUCCAAGGCGGCUACGUGCUGAGCAGUGCCAGCCAGUCCUACUCCCACACCACCCGUGCCUCACCAGCCACGGUCCAGUGGCUCCUGGACAACUAUGAAACGGCUGAGGGGGUGAGCCUGCCACGGAGUACCCUCUACUGCCACUACUUGCUGCACUGCCAGGAGCAGAAGCUAGAGCCCGUCAACGCCGCCUCCUUCGGCAAGCUCAUCCGCUCCGUCUUCAUGGGCCUACGCACUCGACGUCUUGGAACGAGGGGAAACUCCAAGUACCACUACUACGGCCUGCGUAUCAAGGCCAGCUCGCCCCUGCUGCGGCUGAUGGAGGACCAGCAGCACAUGGCCAUGCGGGGUCAGCCCUUCUCGCAGAAGCAGAGGCUCAAGCCCAUCCAGAAGAUGGAGGGCAUGACCAACGGCGUGGCCGUGGGGCCGCAGCAGGCCGCCGGGCUGUCGGACAUUAGCGCCCAGGUCCAGCAGUACCAGCAGUUCCUGGAUGCCUCGAGGAGCCUCCCUGACUUUUCAGAGCUUGACCUCCAAGGCAAAGUGCUGCCUGAGGGCCUCGGGCCUGGAGACAUCAAAGCCUUCCAGGUCCUGUACCGGGAACACUGUGAGGCUGUUGUUGACGUCAUGGUGAACCUGCAGUUCACCUUGGUGGAGACGCUGUGGAAAACUUUCUGGAGGUACAACCUCAGCCAGCCCGGUGAGGCACCACCACUGGCUGUGCAUGACGAGGCUGAGAAGCGGCUGCCCAAGGCCAGCCUGGUGCUCCUCUCCAAGUUCGAGCCUGUGCUGCAGUGGACCAAGCACUGUGACAACGUGCUGUACCAGGGCCUGGUAGAGAUCCUCAUCCCGGAUGUGCUGCGGCCCAUCCCCAGUGCCUUGACCCAAGCAAUCCGGAACUUUGCCAAGAGCCUGGAGAGCUGGCUCACCCACGCCAUGGUGAACAUCCCCGAGGAGAUGCUGCGAGUGAAGGUGGCAGCGGCUGGCGCCUUCGCGCAGACCCUGAGGCGCUACACGUCGCUCAACCACUUGGCGCAGGCGGCACGUGCCGUUCUGCAGAACACCGCGCAGAUCAACCAGAUGCUAAGCGACCUCAACCGCGUGGACUUCGCCAACGUGCAGGAGCAGGCCUCGUGGGUGUGCCGCUGCGAAGACCGCGUGGUGCAGCGGCUGGAGCAGGACUUCAAGGUGACCCUGCAGCAGCAGAACUCACUGGAGCAGUGGGCAGCCUGGCUGGACGGCGUCGUGAGCCAGGUGCUCAAGCCCUACCAGGGCAGCGCCGGCUUCCCCAAAGCAGCCAAGCUCUUCCUCCUCAAGUGGUCCUUCUACAGCUCCAUGGUGAUCCGGGACCUAACCCUGCGCAGCGCCGCCAGCUUCGGUUCCUUCCACCUCAUCCGGCUGCUCUACGAUGAGUACAUGUACUAUCUGAUCGAGCACCGCGUGGCUCAGGCCAAGGGCGAGACCCCCAUCGCCGUCAUGGGCGAGUUCGCCAACCUGGCCACCUCACUGAACCCCCUAGACCCCGACAAAGACGAGGAGGAGGAGGAGGAGGAGGACAGCGAGGACGAGCUGCCGCAGGACAUGGAGGCCCUGGAGCCGCCGGCCAAGUUGGCGCGGACUGACACGCGCGGCCUCUUCGUGCAGGCGCUGCCCUCCAGCUGAGCCUCCCCAGCCCCGCCCUCGCCGCCCCUCCACGCCAGGGCCCCUCGCAGCUUCCGUGGCUUCGUUGUCACCGCCCCGGCCUCGGCCAGGGCGGGGAGGGGGCCUCCGAGGCGGGGAAGGCUUGGGGGUCCCAGCCCCGACGGGGCCGGCACAAUCCCAGGGCCGCGCGGAGCCGCAGCUGCAAACUCUGACCCAAAAGACGUGCCUUAAGGAACCCGCCGCCUUGCCCAGCUGCCGUUUGGGGCAGCCAGCUCGGCCCCUAGGCCCCAAGGCUGCAGCCUCUCCCCCCCACCAACCCCACCCUCUGGCCACCCCAGGGGGCAGGCGGGCAGGCCCCCUCCCCUGCAGAACUGUUAACUUAUUCAGCUCGCUGGCUUUGCACAGCCUGCCCUGGGCCCAGCCCUGAGCCCCAGGUGGGCAUCACCUGGGAACUACCCCAGUCAGCAGCCCCGGGCCCCCUACCCCAGCAACCCCACUGCUUCCCCUUCCUUGGUAUAAGUGCAAUUAAAGCCGUGGGUGUCGCAUCUUCUCCAGAGUUGGGCCCUCCCUUGCCCCGAAGCCCUAGAGGGAGACACUGCCCCGCCUGGCUCCAGGAGGGCGGCAGGGGGUACCACCUCCAGCUUCCAAAGAGCAGCAGGCUGGCCACAUGCGGAAACUCGACGGGCCUGCUGCAGGCAGCAGGGGGUUGAAGUGCCCAUGCUUGCUCAGGCAGGACUGGGUGCUCCACUCCCUCUGAUCCAAGACCCCCGGCAUCUCGGGCCCUCCCAGCCUCUGGUUUGUAAUGGAACCUCUGCACUCCUACUCUUCCUGGAGACGUGCUUCUCCUCCGUGCUGUGCGACUGCCACCCCCCACAUGACUAUUGUGCGAUUUGUGUGCCCCGCCAAAGCGGAGCUGGUAACUUGUUGGGUUUUUUUCCAACCAUCAUGGCCUUAUCUGUUCCGGUUUUCUCAAGUGUUUUCAACCUGUGAGAUAGAUGUUUAUGGCAAAAACCAAGAAAAAAGCAAAAAAAAAAUCUGACCUAUUGUAUAAAAAUCAGUAUUUUGUGUGCUCCGCGUGCUACAGCUUUGGAGGUGGUCUGCCACUCCCCCUUCCCCACCCCCUGGGGCCUCCCCUUUCCUGGCGGUGAAAGCGUCCACAUUUGUGGUAGUCUAGUGUGCCGAACUGUUUUCUACCUUUUUGUAGUCUUUCUUAAAACAAUAAAUUCCGCUGUGAUAUUUGGC
Manis pentadactyla (Chinese pangolin) is the source of this 4272-nucleotide messenger RNA. RefSeq names its product regulatory factor X1 (gene RFX1). The transcript has 21 exons. Gene Ontology annotation, cellular component: nucleus. The record is from RefSeq and is a predicted model, not a curated record. Bases 220 to 3051 code for a protein of 943 amino acids. Gene Ontology annotation, molecular function: RNA polymerase II cis-regulatory region sequence-specific DNA binding; DNA-binding transcription factor activity, RNA polymerase II-specific. Gene Ontology annotation, biological process: regulation of transcription by RNA polymerase II. Lineage: Eukaryota; Metazoa; Chordata; Mammalia; Pholidota; Manidae.